AUGCACAGCAGAAAGAAUUCGACGCAAUGCUCGCACAUGACUUGUUCAAAUGAUGCAGACAUAAAGAAAAUAUCCAAGGUGCUGUUUAUUAUUCUAAUGUUCAUGUUUCUGGAGUUGUGGGGUCACUGGAAGACAAACAGCCUGUCUCUAUUAGCAGACUCACUCCAUUUACUUGUAGACAUACUCGGGUUUAUAGUCAGCCUUCUUUCAUUAAGUUGGGCAAAAAAGCCUUCCAGCAAGAGAAUGACGUUUGGAUACCAUAGGAUAGAGAUCAUUGGGUCCCUGGUCUCUAUCGGGCUUAUCUGGGCAGCCGUAGGAUAUCUUGCAAUCGAGUCGUUCCACAAGUACCUUCAUCCAAGCGAAAUCGACGGAGGGAUGUUCUUCACCAUAGCUGUGGUUGGAUUUUUUGUAAACUGCAUAUGUGUGUAUGUUCUCCAUUAUGACGAGUACCAGCAUAAGCUCAAACACAAAAAUCUGAACAUCCGGGCUACCUAUGUGCAUGUGGUUGGGGAUCUUAUCCAAUCGGUGGGUGUGAUAAUUGCAGGGAUGGUGACAUAUUUCUAUCCAUCAAAAGCGAUUGUUGAUGUGGUCUGUACUAUGUUCUUUUCCAUACUUGUUCUAGUAUCCACGGGGUUUGUGCUAAAGGAUGGUGUCCGUAUACUAGCAGAAGGAGCGCCUACAGAUCUUGAUAUUGACGGGAUGAGGGCAGACAUUCUAGAAGUGGAGAACGUUUAUAAAAUUGUCGACCUAUAUGCAUGGUCAAUAUCCAUGAACAGAAGCGCUGUAUCCAUUAAGGUACUAGCUGACGAGAUACUGAUCAGCGACUACGAAAACAUCCUAAUGGAGGUGAAUCACAUACUUAAGGCAAAGUACCUUGUAGAUAUAGUAAUCAUACAGAUAGACACGCCCAACUCCUUUUAUAGAGACAGAGGGUUUGUCGUUGAUGGAGUCAUGAUUGAUUUGAAAGCUCUUGAAACGCCAGGGAUGAUGAUUCCAGAAGCCUAG
Molecule: messenger RNA, 1005 nt
Organism: Encephalitozoon hellem ATCC 50504
Lineage: Eukaryota; Fungi; Microsporidia; Unikaryonidae
Product: putative inorganic ion transport protein
Exons: 1
Coding region: 1-1005 (334 amino acids)
Biological process (GO): zinc ion transmembrane transport
Cellular component (GO): plasma membrane
Molecular function (GO): zinc ion transmembrane transporter activity
Source: RefSeq, a predicted model, not a curated record